Messenger RNA from Columba livia (rock pigeon), 1044 nucleotides. It is a transcript of the gene APOF, whose product is annotated as apolipoprotein F. Bases 165 to 1025 code for a protein of 286 amino acids. Gene Ontology annotation, biological process: cholesterol metabolic process. NCBI's taxonomy places the organism in Eukaryota, Metazoa, Chordata, Aves, Columbiformes, Columbidae. The record is from RefSeq and is a predicted model, not a curated record. The transcript is spliced from 2 exons.
GGCGGGGGUGGGAGCCGCUGUGUCCCCACACUGGGGGACAGGGACAGGCCCCCUGUGUCGCAACAUCUGAUAACGGCGGCUAUAAAGGGGCCGCGGGGGCAGCGGCCGCGGCGGCUGGACGGGACAGGGGACGGCGGCGGACGGGCCGCCCUGGAGCUGCCACCAUGGCUUGGCAUCUGCUCUUCCUCCUCCUCCUCCUCCUCCUGGGCAGCCGCCCCCUCUCCGCCGUCCCCCAUGCGCCGGGUGACGAUGACGGGGCCGCAGCGCGGGUGCUGCUGGCACAGCUCGCCCAGGACAUUCCCCCGCGGGCACUGCCGGGGCGCGGGGUCUUGUGCCAGGACCUGUGCCCCGAGUCCCUGCCCGGCUUCUCCCGGCUGCCGCCGGCGCCGCGCGCCCUGGCCCGCGCCGCCAUGGCCCUGGCGCUGAGCGCGGCCGCCUGCGCCCCCCAGGCCGAGGCCGCGGUGCUGGGGCUGUGCCGGGAGAUGGGGGACCGGGCGGCCGCGGCGCUGCUGCGGGGGCUGGCACGGCUGCGGGACACCCCGGCCCCCACGGCGCUGCCGCUGCUGCUCAGCCUGGCGCGGCCGGGGGGUUCUGCCACCGCGUUGCCCUGCGCGGCGGCGCUCAGGAACAGGACCCACACCCAGCUGUGCCGCCGCAUCCCCCGGCGGUGGCGGCGGGAGGACGGGGACCCCUGCGACCCGCCGGGGGAGCAGGAGGCCCACAGGGUGCUGGAGUGGGUGCCGACUGUCAGCACCUUCUACAACCUGGGCACCAGCAUCUACUUCGCCUUCCAGGGCUGUGACGCCGAGGCCUCGGCGCGGGCGCUGGAGGUGGCCGAGGACCUGGGCUACGCCGGGCUGGCCGCCCUGGCCGCUGCUGUCGGUGGCCCCGUGGGGCUGGGGGUGCAGCUGGGGCUGCAGCCGGGGCUCAAGGCUGGGGUGCGGGCGCUCAUCGGCUACUUCACCGCCGAGCAGGACCCCCCGCCGGCCCCCACCGCCCACAGCGGCCCCGUCCUCAUCAUCUGAAUAAAGGUCCCGUGUGGCA